Annulohypoxylon maeteangense is the source of this 1456-nucleotide messenger RNA. RefSeq lists its product as uncharacterized. Lineage: Eukaryota; Fungi; Ascomycota; Sordariomycetes; Xylariales; Hypoxylaceae. The transcript has 4 exons. Bases 131 to 1285 code for a protein of 384 amino acids. The record is from RefSeq and is a predicted model, not a curated record.
AAUAUAUAUCAACGGGACGACCCAUCGCAAUUUUCGACGACGAUCUCUACUCAUUGAGUCGACUCAUCCCCGUUUCGAUCUUGAGCUUAUCUGUGUAGUUGCUGCACAGAUGCUCUAACGAUCAAUCACCAUGUCGACCUCUACAACAACUACUACGAACCCUAAUCCGACAAGCUGGCUUCAAAAUUUGGGUAUUGCCAUUGAGGUGGUAUGUCCUGCACUUGCACUUAUAGUCGUCAUCUUGAGGACAUAUAUCAGGCUCGACACAAAGAGCUUCGGUUGGGACGAUGGCCUGAUCGUUGCUGCAAUGGCCUUGAGCAUUGCUCUGGCAGUAGGCUCAAUUAAAGUUAUGAAAUCGCUUUUUAUAGGGAUUCAUUAUUAUGAUGUACCGCCUUUUGAUCCUACAGAGGGAUUGAUCUGGAUCUAUGUUGUCGGUGCCGUCUAUCAGCCCAUCUUGACGUUAGUCAAGCAGUCCGUCCUCGUCUUCCUACUUCGUUUCUCGGGUAUCAAAUCCGGUGUUCGAUAUGUUGUAUGGGGUACGAUCAUCUUCAACACGGUUCUUAUGGUUGCUAUAUUUAUCGCCGUCAUCCUACAAUGCAUCCCCAUCGAGAUGAAUUGGCAUCCACUAGUCGCGGGCCAUUGUAUCGAGCAAUUCAAGUUUGGUGUAGCAGCUGCCUCCUUAACAAUUAUGACGGACAUUGUCUCCGUUGCGCUCCCAUUCUAUAUUUUCCUCGGAUUAAAAAUAAAUAAGAAUAGGAAGAUUGCCCUCAUCGGCGUCUUUAUGUUGGGUGUACUUGUUACAGUCGUCAGCAUCGUCCGUCUCUACUUCCUCGCUCAGAAUUUCAACGAUACGAGCCUUGACAAGAACUUCUCUGUCGGCUUCUGUGUCUCUUCCAUCGAGUGUAACUUGGCGAUCUUAACUGCGUCAGCUCCUGCGUUGUGGCCGCUUGUCCGUCGCUGGCUUCCGGGCCUCAAAUCGACUAACAACCAAUCAUACUACGGAAAGCACAAAUAUGGUGUCUCAUCGCACGCACAACAGGGCUAUAUAAGGACUACAGAUGGGCCAGACAGCGGUAUUGGGUUGAAGGACAUGAGCGGAAGGCGAGUGCAUACUGAAGUUCGAUCAUCGCGAGACUCAGACGAGGAAAUCCUUACUGGAACGGGCAUCAUGCGCACUACACAGUUCACGGUGUCGACCACGGAUAACCGCUCUCUUGCAACGUUAAGUCGCAAUUUUGACGAUCGCACAACAAAUUCUAAAAUAUCUAGCAAUGGCUCAUUGUGAGUCAUUUAACUACCUCUGUAUAUAUAGAUAUCAUGGUGGACGGCGUUAGGGGACGAUUGCUUGGAUGGAAUAAGAGCAAUAUCUACUGAUACCCUUCCCCCUUUUUAAUUAUUGAACCCGUACUUGAGCAACGCAUUUUUCCUAGGUAGUGAAUACCUACAAAUUUACAAG